Camellia sinensis is the source of this 507-nucleotide messenger RNA. The record is from RefSeq and is a predicted model, not a curated record. Lineage: Eukaryota; Viridiplantae; Streptophyta; Magnoliopsida; Ericales; Theaceae.
AUGGUAUCGCAAAAUGUACUCGCAACUUGCAACUUCGAUAUGUUGUUCACAUUUAUUAAUUCUGGAUGGGAAGGUAGGGCUCACGACAACGCUAUUCUGGUUGACUCUAUUACACGAGCUGAUCUACAGUUCUCACACCCACCCAAUGGCAAGUACUAUUUAGUUGAUGCUGGUUUCACGAACAUGCCUGGAUUUCUUGCUCAAUUUCGGUCUCAACGAUAUCACUUGCAAAAGUUUCGUGGCCAUCGUUAUGUAGGACCUAAGGAAUUGUUUAACCAUCGACAUCCGUCAUUACGCAACGUCAUAGAAAGAACAUUUGUUAUGGAUCCAUUCUUUAUGGAAGCUGAUAAUAAAAUGGCCGCAGAAGCAGAAGCAAAAGCAGACGGGCUUCUUGGAGACCAACCUGACUACGUUGAUAUGUCACAACAUGGGUUAACGUCCCAAUCGAACGUUAGAGAUGCAAUUGCUACUGCUAUGUGGCAAAAUCUUGUUCACCAUGGGCACUGA